ACGCAGGACGCCUGCCGGAUUGCGCGCUUCUUACUCAAACGUCAGCACGCAAAACUACCCACUCAGGUCCCGUAGCUCGACAAUCUGCUAGCCACCCCUGAUUGCGGUAGGUGCUCGCCUCCCUGCCCUUGCGCCUGCGCACUACGGUUCCUACCAGUCGCUGCGGCCGGGAUCGGGAAGUGUCCAGCGAGAGCUGGGUUCCCCCCGCCUUCGGCUCCCACCGCUGAUCCCGGAUCCCUAGCCAGGCCCGGGCCCAGCCGCCAUGACGAACGUGUACUCCUUGGAUGGGAUUCUGGUGUUUGGCUUGCUCUUUAUUUGCACCUGUGCCUACUUCAAGAAGGUUCCCCGUCUCAAAACCUGGCUGCUGUCGGAGAAGAAGGGAGUCUGGGGUGUGUUUUACAAAGCUGCUGUGAUCGGAACCAGGCUGCACGCUGCUGUGGCAGUCACCUGCGUCAUCAUGGCCUUUUACGUCCUGUUCAUAAAAUGAAUUCCAGAGCAUCCAUCUCGUCAACUGCCAACCAAGGGGACGAGGGUGAAGGACCUGUCGGGGGCCUGGGACCAGCAUAGGAGAGUUCAGCUGAAAUCAUCCGAGGCCCCAGGAUGACACCACAGCUUCUGCCCCUCCCAUAUGUGGGGAAAACUCACGGUCACAAACAUUAUUUAUGCUUCAGGGGACUCCAGAAAGCCAACUCCUCCAAUCAGUCCUCGCAGACAGUGCAUAAUGCCCAGAUAAAUUACACGCGUCGGUGAUAACAUUACAUACCUCCUGCUUAGAAACCUGUCAUCUGUUUGGUUCCUCGGCCCUCGCCAGGAUCUUUUCAUACUGAAGAUCUUUAGGGAAGGACAUAAGCUGUGUUCAGAUGUCUUGGAAAGAAAGAAUUUUCGAGACUUGACUUUUUUUCCCCCGUUGUUGUGAUUUAGAUUUGGCAGGUUGGAAGAGUGUGGGGAACUGGGUGGGAAACAGGAGUUGUCCAAUGCCCAGAAAUAUUUGGCUUUGGAAACUCAUCUUUCAUAUACUCAUCUGGCACCAUGAGAGAGUGGCAUGGUCCUCGCUGCAAAAAGAGAAGAGGUGAAGUCACUGUUCUGUGUGCUGGAAGCUGCAGAGUUUGGCCAAGAUGGUCUGGGCCGGCAUGAGAUUUGGGAGCUUCCUGUCUGUGAUGAAAGCGGAAGGCAGCAACUCAGACAAGAAGAAAGGUUCUGUUCACCAGUACCCCCAAAAGGAGACAUCACCCCAACCGAUGGUGUAAGAAGAUAAAUCCACUGAUUCUCUUUUCCUAAGCCUUUUUAUAUUUUCUAAACUACUGAGUGCUAAAUACUCAGUCUUAAAUGCCACCACUAGGGAGAAGAGAAAUGAUUGAAGAAGUAAUUGUUUAAUGUAUUUGCAGCUAGAGUAGAAGAAAUAAAUCUAGUAUAUUCAGAUACUAGUAAAGUCAUCUAGUAGAAAUUAAUUGUGAUGUUAGAUGGGAGUUUUGUUAUGUUAUCCAUGAUGCAAACCUAUCCUUUGUUUAAAUUUGUGUUGUUACGGCCAUUUUUAGUUGAUUACUACUUUUCUCAGCCAACUCUUAAUUUUCUUCAUAUUACAAUCCUCUUUAGCUGUCCUUGGUAAAUUCUGUAUUAUAUGAAAAUGAGAAAUUCAAAUGAGAGAAGUUGCUAAUAUUCAUAGGCAUAUUUGGACAGUUCAUAGACUCCAUGAAUAAAUGAGGGUGCUUCUUAAAGUAAAGGAAAACAAAGGCUUGCAACUGGAUUGAUGACUUUUCCAUAGAGUAUGAUAACUCCUGAGCAAAUCGUUUUAGACGACUCAAUAUUUGAAGAGGAGACUUCUACAUUUCCUCCUCCUCUUAUCAGCAAAAAAAUCAAAUAUUACAUUUUUGAAGCCUAGAACUUCUUUACUUAAAAAAAAAGUGGGUCUAAAAUUAUUGUAGAAAGCAAGCAUGUACCUGGGUCUACUAGUUGCCUUGUCCAUUGGAAUAAAACUCGACUGUGGACACGUUAGCUGUGCUUGACCCCUGUGUGGUAGCAAAUUGUGUUUUGUCGUACUCUGAAAGGACAGAAGCUGCGAGGAAGUUAGGUUCUGAAACAGGCGGUUUCGUCUUUGCAGGUUUUUCGAAGUACAGAAAGUCAUUAUGUAAACACUACAUGUCUCAUCAUCUCAGAGUUGUGGCUGUGGUCUCGUCAGGAACUGGUUCACAGGGUAACUUUCAAUGAUUCAUAGGUUUUCCGUGGUCAUUUCUGAGGACCUUUCACACGUGAGAAAGGAAAUGGGAAAGAAGUUACACCUCCUGGGGUGUGAGUUUGGGACCUGUCGGCCAAUGGGGUGUCUCUCCCCGGAAACACAGGUUCAAUGGGUUUGCAGUUGUUACUGUGUAGCUUUAAUGACUUUUGUUUUCUAAUAGGGCUAAUGUCUCUAAGCUUGGUGCUUAGAGCUCUUUCAGGUUUUAAACUAGUUUCAUUUCACAGUUCUGGUUAUUUAAACCAAUAUUUGCAGCUUCCUGAGCAGGUCACCUUGACUCUUGAAUCGUAAUAUUUUGAGAUGUUUUCAUUCUCGAAUAUACCAAAAAGUGCACAGAGCGAAGGCAAUUUACAGCAAAGCAAAACAGAACAAAAAAAUACACAGCUUAUUUCACUUU
Messenger RNA from Phyllostomus discolor (pale spear-nosed bat), 2627 nucleotides. It is a transcript of the gene TMEM167B, whose product is annotated as transmembrane protein 167B. The transcript is spliced from 3 exons. NCBI's taxonomy places the organism in Eukaryota, Metazoa, Chordata, Mammalia, Chiroptera, Phyllostomidae. The coding region runs from base 263 to 487 and encodes 74 amino acids. The record is from RefSeq and is a predicted model, not a curated record.